This is a messenger RNA of Varroa destructor (honeybee mite), 6195 nucleotides long. RefSeq lists its product as uncharacterized. Gene Ontology annotation, cellular component: cytoplasm. Gene Ontology annotation, molecular function: protein binding. Lineage: Eukaryota; Metazoa; Arthropoda; Arachnida; Mesostigmata; Varroidae. The record is from RefSeq and is a predicted model, not a curated record.
AGCGUAGUGUUGUUCGCUGCUUCGAUCGAAAAUUUGGUCAAUAGAGGAGACCCCGUCUGUGUUGAUGUUGCUGUUAAUGUUGUGUUGCUUAGAGUUAUGAAGAAGCUAAACGUUUUCCAAUUAGAUGUUGUUGUUACUGUCACCGGUAGAACGAUCAAGCAAGCACAAUGUCUUUCGAAGUUCCUGAAACAAACAAUUAGCGUCUUGCCCUGUGACACUGCCGAAAUUCCUUACGCCGCCUAUUUUGACUAGUUCUUCCGAUGAAAAUGCAGUCUGAUCAGUAAUUAUAUACGGCCAUAGCGUAAGUUACGUGCGCCGGCAAUCAGUUAUAGUAUACUCUACGUUUUUAGCUGGAUAGAUAUUUCCACGCCGUUCGUAAGCCAGUACCAGUAUUAAUAGGAGUAGCAUUGAGCUCACCUCACCAAGAGGUAUCGCUCGAAACGCCGAAAUUAGUUCACUGAUCAAAAAAAGAGUAUUGUUUGCAUUUACUACUGAAUGCAAUAACUUGUCCUCCACCCACGGUGGAGCUUGUCCGUAUCAUGGGGGUCACACGGUCAACACUGUCACCACAUAUUCGCUUGGAUGACACCUCUGGGGGAGCUGUAAUUGUUGGAUGAACAAAUCAACCUAAAAACUGAUACAGGCGUCGCUCUCAGCUGACUACCCGCAUUCAACCUUGCUAUAUUAACUACGGUCGUAUAUAACUUACUGACGGCUGGGAGAAGGAAAUAGAGAACUUUGAUUCGUUGCACAACUUGUACAUCUUCAAGAGUAUUACGCAGCGUCAUUAUUUUAGCGUUAGUUUGAUUGUCACGUCAGUGAGACAGACGUGCCCACUGCGCUUUUUCCGAUCGAGCGUACUAUUUACUGCUUUCUAGAUUGGAUGUGCUGAGUCUCCUAUUUGACGUAUCGGAAGAUUUCUACACCGCGUAAUUCUGCUGCGUGCAGGCUUUUUCAGUCAACAGGGUAGUAAAGUGUUACCGAUUUAAUGUGACUAUUGUACCAUGAUGAAGCAUAACAGUUUCCAUAAAUUGGCGGACUUUCUCCGGUCAUACGGUGAUUCUUUAUUUAACAGCAAUGGCUCCUCCAUAGAAUGCAAACUCUGUCUAACUACGCGAGCUUUAGUUGAACUUUCUAAACACCUAUCGAUGGUGUUACAAAAUGAGCACUUUGAAUCAAACUCGUUCUCGGUUUUAGGCUGUGACGCUAAUUCAUUGUAUAUGAGGGACCUCCUUUUCAUUCACGACAUCUUCCAAAAAGUGACCAAACUCAAGUUGGUUACCUCCUCAACGACCGUCGAAAGCGAGAUGUCCCUUUCACGGUUUGGCGCUCUCCGGCAGCUCGAUCUUCAGCGGGUGCCACCACACCUUUUCGUGCCUAUGUGUCCGACGCAGGCCGGACAACUUGAGGUCCUCGAAGCUCACCGUUGCCUCACUGAAGCCAAGGCCGUGCUGAAAUUGUCGGGUGGAGCUCCGUGGAGCAGACUGGAAACCCUCAGAUUGUCUCACAAUAUGCUCAUUUCAUUUGGCCUUGAGCAUCAAACAAUUACUGAAACGGAUGUCGACAGGGACAAGAAGAAUGAGCACUCGUUGCAUAUGUCACACCUACUCCCCAAUCUUCGUAAUCUUGACCUGUCUCAUAAUCAGCUCCGAGAGCUCGAUCUCUGCGGAUUGGAGUACUUGUCGUGUGUCGAUCUCUCAUUCAACUUCAUUUCGCGGAUACCUCAGUUGCAUUGCCGCUCAAGCCUUCUUCAUUUGGCGCAUCUGUGUCUUCGCAACAAUCUUCUCGAAGAUCUUUGGGGCCUGGAGGCACUGACAGCCCUCAGAGUAUUAGACCUCGGGCACAAUAUGAUGAGCGAAUUCAGCGUUCUGCAACCGUUGGCCAACUUGUUGCAAUUAGACCGGCUGGCAUUGGAAGGCAACCCGUUUGCUCUCCAUGUUGACUAUCGAAAAAAAGUGGCUGCACACAUCGCCAAAACAGUCAUUCUGGAUGGCCAAUACGAGGUUUACAGCGAACGAACGUUAAUCCUAAGCACUUUAGAGCCAAUACAUAUAUAUCCCGUCGGCCGCGGACGGACCGAAGCCGUGGACCAGCAUAUAUAUGUAGGCGAAACUGAGAAUUGCCCCUCGUUGUCCGGCGCUCACCCUAGCAGUUCCGCAUCCUCGGUCAAGACAGGCAAAACCCGACAGUCUAUAAUAGAGAACCCGGCAGAAUGUGAUACGGAAUCACAAGAGAGACUCUCUCUUAUGAGCAAUUCACAAAAUGUAUCCAAUUUGAAGCAAGUUGUUCAGGAACACUGCAGGGAAAAUGGCCACGCCUGGCUGUUGACUGCCGCUCAUGUCCUUCAACUUCCGAUGGCGCAGAGUACACCCCUGCCGCCCCUGAGUAGUUCCCAGGAUACUAACAUUACGAGUGAAGUAAACGGAAGGCAAAAAGAACUCGGCUGUGGGCGAAAGGAAAGCCAUCAGAGUGACGACUGUUUGAUCGUAACAGGCGAGGAUGUGCCUUCUUCUAUAGAUCUGGCGUCAUUGAACGACAACAAAGAACAAGCUUUACUAGGACAACCUCGAGGCGCCUCUCCUAACGCUUCGUUGUGCGCUGCCGUAUUGAUGACGACGUCGCAAGUGGAAAGUAUCGAUGAAACGUCUGUGCGGGCAACUCCUGAACUAGAAGACGAUGCACUAGGAGCGUCGGCGUUCGGGCAUAGCGAAAGUGACAAAGAAGAAUCACCCGCAAUCGGUGUGAUCGACGCGGAGCCACCUGAGAUAAAUGAUGAAGACAUCGAGGCUCUAGCGGAUACCACAUCAGAUGGAACGUUCCUAUCAGCUGCCGCGACACCUACAGGCGAUGCCGCCGGUUUUAACGUCUUGAACAACACAUUGGAGGAACCAGGGUCAGCGAUCAAACAAACGGACCCAUCACCUCGAAAGAGUAUUACGAGCUUGGACGAUUCAGAUCGCUUGGAAGAAGAUGGUAAGGUAUGGGCCAGAUUACGAGAACUCCGUCGGAACAACUUGGAGUAUGACGCCGAACAUUCGAUGCCUGCUGAAGAAAAGGUGUAUCUGGAAUUGCAGGUGUUCACGAAGGAGGAAAAUUUCCGAGCAGCUUUUCGAGCUUAUAUUGUUCUGACCCAUGAUUGGGCCUUGGAGGGUUUUGUAAUCCUCUCCGAGCAUCGGAUGUACGUGUCUAAGCCGCGAGUUUCAACCUCGGAGUGCGGCGUUCUCUGGUCCGUACCAUUGUGUCGACUUCGUCGCACCACUGUUCAGCUGGGAGCACAGACACUCGUAAUUGAAGUUGAUAAAAACACAGCCGAAUGGGGGCCGUGUGGGGGACCCGGUGCCGCGCCCGAUUGGCUACUUCUGUACAUAGGCGAUACAGGCUGGUGUGCACAGCUUUCUCAGCUAAUCAACCUUUACAUGCCGGAAAAAGCUCGAACACUGCGGUCGGAGGUUGGAAGUGGGGAUUUGCUAGCAUCGCUCCAUCUCGAAAGCGAAAGUCUUCGAGCCUACUCGCAGGGUUACUGGAGAAUUUUGGACGAUGGAGGCGCGACACCGCCAGAAAAAAGCCACGUUUGUAUCGCAGUUGCUUCGCAGGACGUCGUCGUCGUACGAGAACGUCACGUUGAACCCGAGAAGGUAAAGUUUACUGAGGUAUGUACUCAGUCGAUCAUCGCACUUACCUCGUUAGCGCUUGAAGAGAGUGAUCCACGAAUUGCGAACGUCACGUUUGCCCUGGAUGAAACCGGCACCAGGGAACAGGUGUGGUACUUUGAAACUGCGUCCGUAGCAUCAAUGUUUGUGUUCAUUGAGAGCCUCCGUCAACCCUGGCAGGAAGUCUUCGACAUCGAACUACCACUCAGUUAUAUACAGUGAAUCUAAUCUUUUCUCAAUACAAAUUAUAGCGAUAGGACUCUAGCGUUAAAGAACUUCGCCGCUUAAUACGAAUCAUCUGGACGCGAUCAAACGCACCCAUUAAGAACGACAAAUGCUGCUACUAUUCGCACACAUAUAUAUAUAUAUUUAUCUAUUGAUUCAAAUGUAUUGAUCUUAUGUCAGAUUAUUUGAAGCGUUUUAUGACCGACCUUCGCUAAAUGGCUGUGUGAUUCCGCUUAAUUGACUUAAAGCGUUCUCCAGAAAAACAACUUUAUUGUUUCUAACACUGUACAAACAGUAUGUUAUCGAUGAAACAAUUGAAGCCAACCAAGUGUUAGUUGCAGGCUAUAUUACAAUAAAUAUAUAAUUAUAUAACUUCCUGUAAAGUAAUUUGUAGCUGACCCGAAAUUAGUGAUGGAUGAGUUUUUCAUUCUAUUUUGUCGCAAUGAAAAAUAAAAAAAAAAAACGAAAUGUUAUAUACCUGUAAAUAAUUACUAGCUAUAUGAUAGUUUUUUUCUUUUUAUUGCAAUAUUUCGAUAGAUAUAUUAGGCCAACAUACACAAUCGCCUAUGUAAAGCAAUAUUUAUAUUUACAUAGUUGUUUUUAAUGCCGAAACGAAGAAACACCUACUUUUGUAUAUAUGUACGAUUUGGUAUCCACAAACGCUCAACGAUUGGAAGAGGCGGAACCUCCGAUUUCUUCUCUAGCCACAGUCUUGUCAAGCUAGCUUGAAGGACAGUUGAUUUAAAUGAAAUUAAAUCAAAAUUUCAACUAGACGAUAUUUAGAUCGUCCCUACCGUUUAGUUCCUACUGAAGUGUCAAAAAGCAUCACUAACACUUCAGGAAAUUUUUAUAAGUAUGAGCUAAUAAAUGCAAGGUUGUGGCAGGCAAUGUGGGUACUAUCAUGAGCUACCCGUCUGCAAAAAGGAGGCCUUUUUGAUAUUGUUUUUGCCAAUAGAUAUUGAUUUAGCACAUCGUUUCUGGGCAGGGUGCGAUUGCGUAUAUCACAAUAACGGCCUCACUAUUCUACCACUAACUGAUGAUUGAUACUAUCCAAUGAGUAGAAUCGAGGCUUUAAAUUUAACUAAAUAAAGAUAAAAGUAUUUCAGAGAUUAUUUUCGAAAUUUUGUUUAAUUUUAUAUUCAUUUUAUGAAAGGCCAUAGCUAAACGAACGGCAGUACGUUCUCGAAACCUACUUCUUUACGCAUUUACAUGCAUAAAUAUAGAUAAAAAAAAAACUUCAUUUAUUUUAAGUACUGCCAAUAGCUGUCGGUUGGCUUUAGCUGUACGCGUGAAAAUGAUGUGAGACGUUUUUGUGAAACAACGAGCAGUUUCCGUAUUAUAUAAACGAAUAAUAUAUCGAGAAGAGGAUUUCGAAAACAAUCAUUUGUCCUGCUGAGAUGAGUCGCCUUCGUAUAAUGAUUAGAAUGUUCUUGUCCCCGCUGUUCUGUUUUUUAACUGGUAAAAAAUGUGAUUAAAUCGAUAAAUAUUGCAUUAGUAGUAUUUAAAUAUAACGAACGUGUCUCAUUUUUUAGUCUUCUGAGACCCUAAUGGGCAAAAACGCCGCUUUUCCAACACAGCAGCAUUUCUUUAAACAACUUCCCGUUAGAGAUUUUUUUAAAAAAAUGUUUACUAAAGCUAACUAAACAAUGUAUAUGGGAAAUGAUAGCAGACAAAAAUCAUACAUCUAUCACACUUAAAAAUUUCCAUGUUUCGAACUUCCGAUAUAACUAGUGCACCAAAAGAAAAUACCGAUGAAUGAAUAAAGUUCCAAGCGUUCAAAUUCAAUUUGUCUUAAUGACAGUUUCUUUGCAAAAUCUUACUCGACAACUGGUUCAAAUAAAAAUGGCACGAUUAUAGUUGUUUCUUCACCAACAGUGGCAGACAAUUUUCUCAUAAGACACAAUUCGGUGGUAGCUAGUCUCAGAUGAGGUCGUAUGAUGAUCGGGUACACUCGAAAAUACAUAUGCACAGUGUGACACCGCCAAAACAGCCUUAAUAUAACUGCAGUGACAUUUCAACUAAAUCAACUUAAAUCUCUGUGGAAACGCAUCUGUUCGGAAACAUGCAACAACGAUUUUGCCGCCACUAAGACAUUUUCUGAAUGAUGAUGACGCCAUUUUGGUUUUUGGCAGGACUGCGCUUGUUUAUAUUUGAGCUCCCAGCUGUGUACCGUUCUAUUUUAUCCACACCUGAGAAGUUUUUGAGUAAGAUGGCAUUGGUAUAACAUACGAUCACGUCUAAAUCACGUUGCAGCUUGGCUAUUGUUGUAGCGGUAAGACCAUUUUGUUGAUUUAGUAGCCGUGCCCAGCAGAUAUUGUGG